UUGUGGCACAGACUGAAAAUCACCUUGGUAGGGAAGAAGAAUAUCCCAGAAGAGUCUGAUCAGCUUUUUCCGUUUCACAUAAGUUCUUAUUUAUGUUCUUAAUACGGACAAUAGGAGUUCAGUCUCUUUUCUGUGGCGAAUAUGUUUUCAACCUAUACAUGCACCCAGCCUCCCUCCACCUGAGCUCCUGCCACAAGAUUCUGCAGCCAAGAAUAAUCGCCCAUGUUCAGCGGGACCCAGGGGAGGAUGGAAGAGAGGAGGACCUUUCAGCCAAAUGUCACAUGUAACAGUUCAAUAGACCUGGGACUAUUUCUCCACUACUCACUUAUUCCAUCAGUUUUUAUCAUUUUGGUGUUAUCCUUCCUUCAAAGAAGAAUAUUCCGGGAGCAGAGAGAUGACAAAUCCAAUCUCCUUGAAGGACGCUUUGGAAUUGUGAUGCCCCUGGAUUUUGUUGGAACAUUCAGGAACCGAUGGUCAUAUGGAAUUGCAUUUGGAGCUGCAGCCAACAGAAUCAUGUUCUUAUUUGCUGAAGGUUAUCAGCCACUACAAGCACCAAAAUGGGCACAAGCCAUUGUUCUUCUAAUAGGAGGGACUGAAGUGGGAUUCUCAUAUUUUCCAUUCUUCGCAUGCCUUUCAUCAGAAUCCAGACUGAUAGGAUCAUUCCUGGGAUUUGGUUACUCUUUAAUUUGGUUUGCAAUUACAGUCCUGCACAUUGUUCAGUGCCCACAUGGACAGUUUCUGGGCAACUACCAAACAAUUAUUUUUUAUUGGCCUUCCUUACUGUGUCUAGCUUUCCUCUUAGGUCGCUUUGUUUACAUGUUUAUAAAAGGCUUGAGGAUUCAGCUAGGCUGGGAUAUACAAAGUGAAGAGAAACCCUUCCUGGAGGUUCACCAAGCCAAGCAUGUCAAACGACUCUUGAGGAAGCCCCUUGUUCAAGAAGAAGAAAAGUCUUGGUUUCAACGUAGGAUAUAUGAAUGGGAUCCGUUUUUUCAGUUCCCCAGCAGAAUGAUUGGUACUGCUGUGCUAGCCUUAAUCUGCCUGUACCUCUUCAUUAUUAUAGAAUUCUGCGUGUACAUAUACGUUGUUCAAGAGCUGGAAGUGUUUGAGAGGGAGCUCGAGAACUACAUCAUUUCAGAUAAUGAAACAAGUAUGCUGAUGCCUGCUGUUCUUAAAAUCAGAGAUCUGAUUCAAGUCACCAAAGGUGUCUGGACUUGGACUAGCUUUCCUGCCUCCUUCACAAGUAUUAGCUAUGUGUUUCACAUUCUAGCCUGCUACAGAAAACAUAUUAAGAGGCUCUGGUCAGGAGAGAAAAAAUUUCUUCCUCUGAAAUUUCACAGUCCUUCCUCUUCUGAAAGCGUGGCGGCCAUAGCAAGAUACUCAGGUUGGCAAAUAGCAUACAUUUUAUGGGGCUACCUCAUCAUCCAUGUGGUCCAGUGUCUCUUUGGUGUGAUGUUCACAUACAGUUUAGUUUUACCAGUAAGACACAACCAAGGGCUGGCAAUGCUGAAAGAUUUGGGCAUUGGGAUUCUUACAAUUUCAAUCAUUGUGGGGCUCAUGGUGUUGCAAAUUUGGAUCGCUGGCAGAUUUUUCCUUCAACCAAAGAUUGGGCCUAGCGAUAAGCAGAAACCGUUAGCCCUGAACCACAGGAAAGCAUUCCACAACUUCAACUACUUCUUGUUCUUCUACAACAUCCUCCUGGGCCUAGGGGCUUGUCUCUCUAGACUGCUUUUCAGUUGCAUCUUGGGAACUUGGUUGAUAGCCCGGCUAGACAGGACCAUCCUGCAGAAUGGUUAUGAAAGGGCUGAUAUGGGAUACAUCUCAUGGAUCGGAAUGCUGUUUGUGGACCAUUACCAUACCAACCCUGUCCUUGUAAGUUUUUGCCACAUCUUGGUGACAGACCACGCUGAAAGAAAAUUUCAGAGCUCCAUCAAGUAUGGGUACUUGAAUCAUUCCCCAGGUCCAAGAGUGUCACAAAAGGCCAGGAUGAGAUGGUUUCUCCUGUACACCCUUUUGCAAAACCCCAGACUUUCCUCACUCAGAAAGCCUAAAGCAGAACUGGAAUUCAGGGAUCUUCCCCAUAUUACUUGUAGCUGAUGUGCUCCAACAGAUGAAAUGCCUGAAUCUCUUAAACAGAGUUUAUCUCCUAUGACUCCUGGAGUUUGAGAUGUGAGAUCAGGGGAUAGUGCGGUGUGGUGGGAUUCAGACCAUUAGCCAUGACAUUUGGGAUGCCUCCCUCUGGCACCAAAUGAGCACAAGUACUGUCCAUAAAUGGUGAUUUGUUAUAACAUUUCCCCUCCUUUUGCUGAAAGGGUAAGAUAUGCCUUAUCAUUCCAUCAUAUUAAACUAACAAACCAAAAAAAAAAGGCCAAUUGACUUAUUCCAGUAAAUUCCUUUAGCUGGGUGGGCCAAUAAUGUCAAUUUCCUCAUCUUCUCCAGGGUCCACGUUAGUCAACAAGUGUAAAAUUGAGCUUCUUUUCUUUGAUACCAAAGAAGAUAGGCCUGGUCGUGAUUUUCCACCCUGACUAGCCCUGUAGCAGUUGCAGAUCCUGAAGACAACUAAGUUGGCCACAGAGGCCACAUCAUCACUCAGAUAGGAACACUGAGGAGCCCAGAACCAGUCUUUUUUCUGGGUGUGAAGAAGCACUGGUAAAUUGCUGUCAAGUUGGCAGGACUUUUAUCUUCCCUAUUAAAGUCAGUGGACCAAGCUCUUUUUUUUUUUAAGAAAAAAAAAGAAAAUACCCGGGCUCUUGGCUCCAAAUAUUGAUUUCUGUAUAAUUUGCAUGCAUUUGCUACCAAAUUCACCAGCCUUUAAAUUCAAAU
Messenger RNA from Tachyglossus aculeatus (Australian echidna), 2820 nucleotides. RefSeq names its product stimulated by retinoic acid gene 6 protein-like. Gene Ontology annotation, cellular component: plasma membrane. NCBI's taxonomy places the organism in Eukaryota, Metazoa, Chordata, Mammalia, Monotremata, Tachyglossidae. Gene Ontology annotation, biological process: vitamin A import into cell. The transcript has 19 exons. Gene Ontology annotation, molecular function: signaling receptor activity; retinol transmembrane transporter activity. Bases 223 to 2094 code for a protein of 623 amino acids. The record is from RefSeq and is a predicted model, not a curated record.